AUGGCAAAAGACACAAAAAGUAAACCACACACUGGCACGUCAACAGGAAAAGGUGAUAAACCUAAAGGACGUUCAUUUUGUUGGUCUAUAUGUAUUUAUACAUUUGUUUUUGUUUCCGGUGUUAUUGUUGCAACAAUCUUACCUGAUUUAGCCGGUCAUCAUCUUAAACAACCUUAUGGAAAAGAAUAUAGUAUUAUGGUUGAACAAGUGUUUAAAGAUUUACCAAAACAUUUAAAUAAUUUUGCUGAAACAGCAAGUGCAGUUGGUCAUAAUUUAAUGGAUCGUUUUUGGGUAAUGAAAGCUGAAAUUGAUCGUCGUGUUGCAGAAAUAAAAAAUAAACAAGAAGAUGCAUCAACUACAGAACAAACUACAACAACAAGUAAUUGA
Messenger RNA from Rotaria sordida, 387 nucleotides. The record is from the annotation of a GenBank genome assembly. NCBI's taxonomy places the organism in Eukaryota, Metazoa, Rotifera, Eurotatoria, Philodinida, Philodinidae.